Molecule: messenger RNA, 1926 nt
Organism: Theileria equi strain WA
Lineage: Eukaryota; Apicomplexa; Aconoidasida; Piroplasmida; Theileriidae
Exons: 1
Coding region: 1-1926 (641 amino acids)
Source: RefSeq, a predicted model, not a curated record
AUGAGUACUGGAGAGCUAAAGUUAAAUGUAAAGUGUCAAGGUGGAGAUAAGGGACAAUGUACUUGUAAAGGUGCUGAGAACAUACCCGGCCUAAAGGCCGAAAAGAGGACUAACAUUCCGGUACCGGGAUUUACCAAAUAUGUUCAUUGGAUUCCAGAUGGAAGAACGUUCACUCUAGAUGGAGAACUUAGUAAUGGAGGUAAGAUAGGAUCAGAAGGAAAAAUACCUGUAAAGGAUGUUACGGAAGUAGCAGUAUAUUACUGGAAUGGAGCCCCUGACAAUCCAAUCCUGCUUGGAAUUACUACUAACAGUAGUGAUAACACUACAACUGCAUAUUAUGGCAGGGAUAGUGAUAGUGGUAAUGAUUGGGAGCAACUACCUGGUUCGAAUGAACAAGAAGCACUUGAUGAUCAGAACUGCCUAAGAAACUAUGCCAUCCCUUUUAACAUAGAGAAUUCUCACUCUGGUGAUAUUUUCAAAGGCUCUAAAUCCAGUUGUAUAGGGAGCAAAACGAUAAAAUCUACACCAUCAUCCAGUCUUACGGGCAGCAACUAUGUUACUACGGCUUAUAGUAUAACUAAUGCUGAUUGUAAGGGGACUAAAAUAUCUAGAGUGACCUUGAAUAAUAAACCUAUAAACAUUUCUCUUACAAGAGAUACUCUGGCGACCGAGAUCAGGUUAUACUCUUCACCUGUUAAUACAAAUGUACCCAUUAUAUUUGAGUUUAAACUAGAAAAUGGAAAUUCCAGAUUGUUUCACAGUAAAAAUGAAGAAGGUACUGAAUGGCAAGAGUAUGGUAAUGGCAAUAGAUCAUAUGAUGAUAACAAUAAUAUUAGCCAACUCACAGAGGAACUUAUAAAAGAACUAGAUGAAUUUACUUGUGAACAUCACAAGGGUGUUAAUAUUGAUUUAUCCUCUACUAGAACUAAUGGCGAAAGUUAUUGUUGCAAUAAGCAUGGAGGAAAGAAAAAGGACGGUAAUGGAAAGGUAUCUGUUACUGAGAAUGAGGUUCGUUGUAAAAUACAUAACAAUUCAAGUACUAUCACAUAUCACAGACAUACUGUUUCUGGUAGUUAUAAACUAUCUGGUAUAAGGUACAAUGAAAAUGGUGGAACUAGGCGGAACAUAGCUUUAAAUGGACAGAGAUUUCCCAUUCCUAAUGUACAAGCCAUAUAUGCAUUAUACUCUGGUAAUAAAAAGGAACCCAUCUUGAUCUAUGUUGAAGGGAAUACAGCCACAGGAUGGUACCAGAAGAAAGGUCCUUCUGGUGGUAAUAAUGGAAAUGAAGAGUGGACCAAAGUCAAGGAUAAACUCAACGGUAUAACACCGGAGAAGUUUGGCACUCUUGACUGUCCAAGUUGGAAUGAUGCUGUUGGUGUACUAAGAGACUGUGGUGACAAAACCUUGGAAGAAUGUCCUGAAGAGUCUAAACAAGAUCCACAACUAGAACAACUAAGUUCUGAAGAAGCUAGAGAAGAGGUUGAUGAAGAGGGUAUAAAAGUUGAGAAAGAAGAGGAAGAAGAGAAAAUUGAAGUAAAAGGUGGUAAUGCUCCUGGGCCUGGUAAAGCUGCUUCUCCUGCUGGACCUGGAUCUCAUUCCACUGGUACUGCUGGUGGUGGAGAUUCUGAAGCUCAAACUACUGCUUCUAUUGGUGAUACUGAUGGAGGUGCUGGAGUUUCUGGUGAAGAUGGUGGUGAUAGUGAUGAUGCUACUGAAAGGGCUGAAGAACCUCCUGAUCCUCCUGCUAAUCCUCAACCUCUUCUUACUACCGCUCCUGCUGUACUAGCUGGAUAUAUAGUCCCUUCGGUUUUUGGAGGAUCCGCUGCAACAUUUUUUGGAGGAUGGAAACUUUAUAACCGCUUUAAAGGAGACCCUUGGGUUCGAUACGGAUAUCCUAUAGAGUUUUUAAAGAAUGUACCAUAUUGA